AUGCAUGUCACCAAUGGUGUCCCCAACGGUGUCACCAAUAGUGUCACCAAUAGUCGCAAGGAGUUCAACUGCCACCAAGGCAAAGAGAGCGGACCGCACAAGGAGAUUGGAACAGAGGAAUCGGUUGCGUCCUCGCUGUCGAGCAACCAGGCCGCCUACAGCACGAUCUUGACCGGGCUCAGGGAGGACGUGGACCGGGAGGGCCUCCUGCACACCCCAAUGCGUGCCGCCAAGGCCAUGCAGUUCUUGACCGAAGGCUACAAAGAGUGCUACCAAGACAUCCUCAAUGACGCGAUCUUCGAUGAAAACCACAAUGAGAUGGUCAUUGUCAAAGAUAUCGACGUGUUCUCUCUCUGGGAACAUCACCUGGUGCCCUUCUUUGGCAAGGUUCACAUAGCGUACAUCCCCAACAAGAAAGUGGUGGGCCUGAGCAAGCUUGCCAGAAUCGUAGUGAUUUACAGCAGAAGAUUACAAGUUCAGGAGCGCUUAAGCAAACAGAUUGCCACCGCUAUUAAUGAUGCCCUGAAGCCUGCAGGGUUCGCUGUGUUGGUGGAGGCAGCUCACAUGUGCAUGGUGAUGAGAGGAGUUCAGAAGAUCAACAGCAAGACUGUGACGAGUGUCAUGCUGGGCACGUUCCAUGAUGACCCCAAGACCCGUGAUGAGUUCCUGACACUCAUCAGGAGGAGCUGAAACGCUUGAACCUCAGUCUACAAAGCGACUUUGACUCCUAGAAAAGAGCUAUACAAAUCGAAUUUAUUAUCAUUAUUAUUAUUAUUAUUACUACAAAGAGAUGUUUAGUAUACCAUGCUGUUAUGCUGAUUCUAGGAUUACUUUAUCAUCAUGUUUGUCUGGAGUUUUUACGAUUUUGGAAGAUGAUUUAGACAAUUUUGCAUAACUUUUUUUAUGAUGAAUGAACCUUUGAUAGUUUAACUUUUCGUCUUAUCAUUUUUGUCUGUUUGCUUAUGGUCUUGCCGUAAUGGCUUAAUGUAUGGCAGCAUCCUUCUUUACUUCUGUUAUUUUGUCAACAUGUUCAAAU
Messenger RNA from Gadus macrocephalus (Pacific cod), 1036 nucleotides. RefSeq names its product GTP cyclohydrolase 1-like. Bases 1 to 690 code for a protein of 229 amino acids. NCBI's taxonomy places the organism in Eukaryota, Metazoa, Chordata, Actinopteri, Gadiformes, Gadidae. Gene Ontology annotation, cellular component: cytoplasm. Gene Ontology annotation, biological process: tetrahydrobiopterin biosynthetic process; tetrahydrofolate biosynthetic process. Gene Ontology annotation, molecular function: GTP cyclohydrolase I activity; GTP binding; zinc ion binding. The record is from RefSeq and is a predicted model, not a curated record. The transcript has 6 exons.